Molecule: messenger RNA, 2691 nt
Organism: Parastagonospora nodorum SN15
Lineage: Eukaryota; Fungi; Ascomycota; Dothideomycetes; Pleosporales; Phaeosphaeriaceae
Exons: 2
Coding region: 1-2691 (896 amino acids)
Biological process (GO): transcription elongation by RNA polymerase II; DNA-templated transcription; transcription antitermination
Cellular component (GO): nucleus
Molecular function (GO): RNA polymerase II transcription regulatory region sequence-specific DNA binding
Source: RefSeq, a predicted model, not a curated record
AUGACCGGUAAGCAGACACCACCUACAAGCCCGCCGACGUCGCAUGCGUCACGUAGCCAGCCUGCGAAGACGAAGACGCAGACGAAGACGCGCACGCGCGUCCCCCAACCACGCAUUGAUGCUGAUGCUGAUUCCUCUGCUGCAGACGAGACUCGUCGCUCCGGGCGCGCCAACAAGGGCCAGCACACCAAACUGCCCGACCUGCUCGAUGAGCCUGCCGCGCCCAAGACCAAGGGCCCGGCCAAAGCCGACAGCAAGAAGGGCCACUCCAAGGCAAAGUCGGACACGCCCCGCGCGCAAUCAGCACAGUCGGAAGAACAGGGCGACGAGGAAGACGAUGCCAUCAUCCGCUGUGUCUGCGGCGACCAGCGCGACAUCCGCGGCAGGCAAAUGAUCUGCUGCGACAAAUGCGAGGCAUGGCAGCACAACAAAUGUUUGGGUUUGCCCGAAGGCGACUUCUGGGAGGGCAAGAACUACUACUGCGAGCAAUGUCACCCGCAAGACCACCAGGAACUGCUCGCUGCCAUGGCCCGUGGAGAGAAGCCGUGGGCGCGCAAGAAGGGCUCCAAGGGCAACAAGCCUCGCCCCAGCGACGUCAAGCCGGACGACAAGCCGCAAACACCACAGCCAUCCGCCAGUGUGCCGCCCUCGCCGGCAGCUGCACCGCCAGUUCAGGAGCCCACGCCCACGCCUGCGCCCGCGCCCGCGCCCGCGUCCCUCGCCGUGCAGACCCAGGACGCAUCCAACGGGCAUGCAGAGACCAAGGUCAAGAGCCAGCCACAGUCGCCGGCCGGUGAGAAGCGCCGCCAUGAAGCUCCCGCUGAAAAGGCCAACGCGAGUAAGAAGCGCAGGAAGUCAAGCCAGCACCAGGACAAGUCAGCGCCACCCACACCCUCGGUGGGCGACAUCGACAGCCUGCCUGCUACACAGAAACCCUUCGCAGAGAAGCUGCGCGAUGUUCUGUCGCCCCUCAUCAAGACUGCCUCGGAUGCCAGGGGCUAUCGCAUCCCCGAUGGCGAGACCGCCACCUCUCUCGGAGCUCGACUGGCGUUCCAGCUCAACACUGCCGCUGUCGAGCACUAUGGCGAGCCUACUGCUGGAGAUUCGCCCUCUUCCAUCCGUCUGCGCGCCAUCAUGUUCAACGCGAAGAAGAAUCCCAUCCUUGUUGACCGCCUCCUUUCUGGAAGCCUCAAGCCACAGGAGCUUGUCAGCAUGCCUACUGAAGAGAUGGCAAGCGAAGACAAACAGAAAGAGUUUGCUGCCAUCCGUGAGGCCGCCGAGAAGCAGAUGAUUCUGACAGAGGAGACUGGCCCUCGCCUGCGGAAGACACACAAGGGCGAGGAGAUUGUUGGCGAGGACAACUUUGACAGUCAAGAGUUCAAGCAGCCCACGGUCCAGACCAGAGACAGUGCUACCGAAGACGCAUCGAUGCAGUCGCCAAUGAGCCACCGCCCGCCAGAGAGUCCAGCAGACGCUGCCCACCCAUUGGCGGUAGACACAGCAGGCACUCCAACUGAUAGUGUGCGACGACCAUCUGCAAACUUUGACCUUAAUGCCGUCUUCGACAAAGUUCGAUCGCCCCAGCACGACCAGCAGACAUUCAUGAUCCGACGACAGAGCUCUCUGCAGAACCAAGAAAAGUCGCAUGCUGCCGUUGACGAUGCAGACGUGGACCGCCUCCUCAAAGAUGAAGACAACGACGUCGAGAUGUCCGGCUACUCAUCAGAUCCGACCGUAUGCUGGCAGGGAACUGUCAGCAUGCAGUCCAUGCAGCCUUUCGAUGCCGUCGCCCGUUUCGUUGCGGGUGGUGAUUUUGGGCAAGUAGUGCCGUGGAACAAGCUGCUAGCCAACGUUCUCUCAGUCCAAGGCCGCAUCGAAAGCUCCAAGGGCGACGACUACAUCCGCGGCAUCGGUCACUCCGAGACAUACGACGUUGCCGUCCUUGCCCUCAGCCCCGUUACUACCGAUGGUCGAGGUGUCAUGGACCAUUUCUACCAGUACUUCCACUCCCGCGGCCGAUGGGGUGUGGUACCAGUCGAGGACACCGGAGCCGGUAUCAUGCGAGAUCUGUACAUUAUUCCUAUCGAAGCAGGCGGCAGCAACCUCCCUCCUUUCAUCGACAUGCUCGAAUACUGCACCAUCGAGACACCCCGGAAAGAACACAUGGUCCUGCUCGCCCUCGUCGCCAAGCUGCCCGAAGUCAAGCCUGAGCUCCCCGCCACAGAACACUUUGAACGUUUCCCCACCCAGGACAUUGCAGCAGCUCAAGUCGCGCACCAACAACCACCGUCACAACAACAGCCAGGUCCCUCGCCAUCUCCAGUAACCCACAACCCUCACGCCCCACAGUACUCACCCAUGGCGCCAUCAUUCCCACCCGCCCAACAUCCCCAACAACCUCCUCCUCCAGGUUACUACCCCCAAGCAGCAGUCCCUCCUCCUCCAGCACAUCACCAAAUCCCCCGUGCCCUCGAGAUCAUGGGUCCGUAUAUUGACGCCCCCGUCAUCGCGCACAUUUUGGCGCAGAAUCUGAAUACCAAUCAGGCGAUUAGCGAGCUCCAGAUGAUUAACCUCAGACACAUUGUGGAAGAGCAUCCUGAUGCGAGGACGAAUUUUGGUGUGUUGACGGAUCUAUUGAGGAAGAAUGGGGGUCAAGGAGGAGGGCAGGGCGGGCAGGAGCAGAGUGCGUAG